Messenger RNA from Colossoma macropomum (tambaqui), 1812 nucleotides. RefSeq names its product CXADR like membrane protein b (gene clmpb). The coding region runs from base 565 to 1716 and encodes 383 amino acids. Gene Ontology annotation, cellular component: cytoplasmic microtubule; cell surface; membrane. The transcript is spliced from 7 exons. NCBI's taxonomy places the organism in Eukaryota, Metazoa, Chordata, Actinopteri, Characiformes, Serrasalmidae. The record is from RefSeq and is a predicted model, not a curated record.
CGGCGCGUGCUGUGCAGCUCUGCGCUCUGCUCCGCUCUUUUCUUUAAGCGGCGACCCGCGUGCGUCCUACACAGCGGACUCUCCGGACUCUAGAGGUCUCCAUCCUCCGGUAUUCACUCCCUCUCGGGCAUUCUUGUGCAUCGCACGCGGACAUCACCUACACACGCGAGCCAGAGGAGAACGCGCCGCUGUGGCGGGAACCCGAGACCCAGAAACUUCGAUCCCCGAGCUCCUUCGACCUUCUCAGCCCAGCCGAGCCCAGCCGAGUCGGUCCGUAUGGAGACGUGGCGGCUCUCGCGCCUCCACUCCGUCUAUAGCGCGUAGCUAUGCGGCGCUCGCGCGCGCCUCGUGCAUCUCCGUCGCCCCGUUUGAUGUCAUUUCUUUGUUGUCUUUGUUGAACUGAACGCCGGUUCCCCCUUUUUUUUGGGAGGGUGCUGCUGGCGCGCGCGCGCCUGAGUGAGUGAGUGUGUUUGUGACUCGCGUGAACUCAGACGGAGCCGGAGCGCGCCGGUUCCACCUCGAGCCCUCCUCAAGGAGCCUUCACCUCCUCCAGCGCGCGCCGUGAUGUCCGCCCUGGUCCGGUCCCUGUUUCUCGUGCUGCUGAGUACGCUCUCCGGCGGGGCUCAGACGGAGAUGAAGCGGGUUGUCGGGGACAACGCCACGCUGCCGUGUCAUCACCAGUUCUGGCAGUCAAACGGACAGUCGCUGGACAUCGAGUGGAUUCUGCAAAAACCCAACAUCAAACAGCAUGUGAUCAUCACCUUCUUCAAUAACGAGGUCUACACUAAUGUUAUCCCGGCUAGUCGCCUCUCCUUUGCGGGAGAUUACCUGAACGGUGAUGCGUCUCUGCUGAUCAGUGAGCUGCAGCUGAGUGACUCUGGAGAGUACCACUGUAAGGUGAAGACUGGAGGGAAGUACCACUGGAGCCAGGUCAACCUCAUUGUGCUGGUAAAGCCAUCGAAGCCACGCUGCUGGAUGGAGGGCCGCCUGCUGGAGGGCAGCGACGUCAGGCUGAGCUGUAAGUCUGCAGACGGCUCUGACCCCAUCCACUACAAGUGGGAGAGAGUUCUGGACAAGGGCAAAAGCGUGGGCAAGCUGCCUCCACUCGCCCUCAUCGACCUGAAGAACCCGGAGAUCGUGACAUUGAGGAACCUGACCCAGGACAGCUCGGGGGUGUACAGAUGCACAGCCAGCAACGACGUGGGAGAGGAAAACUGCAUCAUUGAAGUUACCAUGCAGUAUGUGCGUGGUAUAGGCGUGGUGGCUGGUGCUGUGGUGGGAGUGUCUUUCGGUGUCCUCAUCAUCAUCCUCAUCAUAUGGCUGGUCUUCCGCAAGAAGGAGAAAAAGAAGUAUGAGGAAGAGGAGACGCCCAACGAGAUCAGAGAGGACGCGGAGGCUCCCAAAGCCAAGCUGGUGAAGCCCAACUCACUCUCGUCAUCUCGCUCGGGCAGCUCCCGUUCCGGUGCCUCCUCUACCCAGUCCAUGGUGCACAACAGCGCCCCCCGUAGCCACCGCCCGAGACCCCCAGCCGUCGCGGCCCUGAAGGAGAACGGCCAACCUCCUGACUUCCUGCAGUCACCCCCUGCCUACACACAGGUGGUGCCCAAGACCCCUGAACCACCAGCCACGCCCAAAUUCAGGCAGCCUAACCUUCCAGUUGGCAUGCCCCAAGGCGGCAUGAUUCCAGGCCAGAGCAAGGCCUUUCAGACUGUGUAAGGGACGGGGUCAGCCCCUCUGGACGGGUUAACCCACACUGACCCCUCCGUAUACAGAUACGUGAGCUAACGCUAAUACCAUGUACAAAAAAAAAAA